CCUAGGUAAACAAGACCGAGCUAUGAUGGACGUCUGUUUACUCUGUGGAUUCGCUGUUCUGACCUCACUGAGUCUCAGUAUUCAGGCGAAAACCUGGGUAUUUGCAGUGAAUGGAAAUAGAAGACCGUGGAAUUUUAUUGACAGUGAUGGAAUAUUAAAAGGCGCGGAUCUAGACCUGGUGCAAGCAGUAUGUGACAUUGCCAAUCAGAAAUGUGCUAUGACUUUAGCUCCUAUCGGUGCAUGUGUAGAAACAAUAGAGGGUCGAUUUUUUCCAGGCGAGGGUUUAAUGGAAAGAUGGUUUGAUGCAUGCACUGGAUAUGUAAGUUCAGUGGAGCGUGUCAAUGCGCUACAGUUCACUGAUCCUAUACGGACUACAACCUCUACAUUUACUGUUCUAAAGGGAAACCCCAGGAAUUUCCAUCCACGGAAUUUACAGAGCGCGGUGAUAGUGCAUCUGAAUGGAGCUUUUACAAAUGAGCAGUGUGCUGUUAGGAUCGGGCUCGGGAAACCUAAACAGGUUGUGGUUGCUUCCGGAAUAGCAGAGGCCAAAGAACUGUUGAAAAACUAUACUGCAGAUGCGCUUUAUUCCCCGAAGACUCGUUUUGACGACUUGGAGGUUCUCCCAGGGAGGUAUAAAUGUGACGUCAGCGGUGUGGGAAUGAUGGUCAAGAAGGAGAGUGAGCUCCCUUUGUGGUGGAAUCCCGCCUUCCAGAAAUAUUAUCUGUCUGGAAAAUACAACGACGACUGUGAAAAAAUAACACAAAGAUACGGCGCUGACGAUUCAGAAACGUGUGUUCCUCGUGAACUACAGGCGAACUCUACAGGCCACAAGCAUACGAUCUACUCCCAGGAUGAGCAAUUCGAGUGUUUUGAUUUGAAAGGAAUGCACUUCAUUCAUUUAAAUGCACGAUCUCUUUUACCAAAAAUGGCUGAGCUGCGUAUAAUUGCCAGUAAAUCUAAGUCCUCAGUUAUAGCUAUUUCAGAAACCUGGAUCGACAACUCGGUUACAGAUAAUGAGAUUUCCAUCGAAGACUACUAUGUUCUAAGGAAGGACAGGAAUAGAUCAGGGGGUGGUGUCUGUGUUUAUGUACGAUCCAAUCUUGCGUUUGCCAGAAGAACUAAUAUAGACAACGAAAAUAUUGAGUCUCUUUGGUUAGAACUUUAUUUACCAAAAACUAAACCUAUUAUUGUUGGAGUUUGCUAUCGUCCUCCUACCCAAACUUCUUUUAUAGACUACUGGGAAGAAGAUUUCCGCAAAUUACGCACCGACUGUGAAACAAUCAUACUGGGUGACUUCAAUAUUUGUACAUCUAGAAAAGGCAACCCAUUAUACAAACCUUAUAUGAACAUUUGA
Messenger RNA from Saccostrea cuccullata (small rock oyster), 1354 nucleotides. RefSeq lists its product as uncharacterized. The transcript is spliced from 10 exons. The record is from RefSeq and is a predicted model, not a curated record. Gene Ontology annotation, molecular function: catalytic activity. Bases 23 to 1354 code for a protein of 443 amino acids. Lineage: Eukaryota; Metazoa; Mollusca; Bivalvia; Ostreida; Ostreidae.